GCGCUCAGCAUGGCCCAGCCCAAGAGGCAUGCGUACAGCCGGGCAUCAAGCGCAGGCCCCAGGAUGAGCGUGGAAGCGAGCGGCAAGCCCGUGAAGGUGGGCUCCAGAGUGGAAGUCAUUGGGAAGGGGUACCGUGGGACUGUGGCCUACGUGGGUGCCACGCUCUUUGCCACUGGGAAGUGGGUCGGAGUCAUUCUGGAUGAAGCCAAAGGCAAGAACGAUGGCACCGUCCAGGGCCGGAAGUACUUCACCUGCGAGGAGAACCACGGCAUCUUUGUGAGGCAGUCACAGAUCCAGGUGUUUGAUGAUGGCGCAGACACUACAUCUCCAGAGACACCAGAGUCCUCGUCCUCCAAGGUCCCCAAGAGAGAUUCUUCAGAAGGCCCCAAAGCCAGCAAACUGCCCACCCGCACUGGCAGUUCCGCUGCGUCCAGUGGCACAGCAGGGCUCUCAGGCUCGGCCUCCGCCUCCACUGGCGAGAUGAGCAGCAGCGAGCCCAGCACGCCUGCGCAGACACCCCUGGCGGCCCCCAUUGUCCCCACCCCCCCUCUGACCUCGCCGGUGGCACCUCCAGCAGUCCUCUCGCCCACUAAGGAGGAGGAGAACUUGCGCGCUCAAGUGCGGGACCUGGAGGAGAAGCUGGAGACCCUGAAGAUGAAGCGGAACGAAGACAAGGCCAAGCUGAAGGAGCUGGAGAAAUACAAGAUCCAGCUGGAGCAGGUCCAGGAAUGGAAGAGCAAGAUGCAGGAGCAGCAGGCCGAGCUGCAGAAGCGCCUGAAGGAGGCCAAGAAGGAAGCCAAAGAGGCCCUGGAGGCCAAGGAGCGCUACAUGGAGGAGAUGGCCGACACGGCCGACGCCAUCGAGAUGGCCACUCUGGACAAGGAGAUGGCGGAGGAGCGGGCAGAGUCCCUGCAGCAAGAGGUGGACUCCCUGAAGGAGAAGGUGGAGUUCCUCACCAUGGACCUGGAGAUCCUCAAGCACGAGAUCGAGGAGAAGGGCUCGGACGGUGCUGCUUCCAGUUACCACGUCAAGCAGCUGGAGGAGCAGAAUGCCCGGCUGAAGGAGGCCCUGGUGAGGAUGCGGGAUUUGUCUGCCUCAGAGAAGCAGGAGCACGUGAAGCUUCAGAAGCACAUGGAGAAGAAGAACCUGGAGCUGGAAUCCCUCCGGCAGCAGAAGGAGAAGCUGCAGGCCGAGCUGAAGCAGGGGGAGAGGGUCAUCGACGAGCUCAAGGAGCAGGUGGAUGCCGCUUUGGGGGCCGAAGAGAUGGUGGAGACGCUGACAGAGAGGAACCUGGACUUGGAAGAAAAAGUCCGGGAGCUUCGCGAGACGGUUGGAGACCUGGAAGCCAUGAAUGAGAUGAACGAUGAGCUGCAGGAGAACGCCCGGGAGACCGAGCUGGAGCUGCGGGAGCAGCUGGACAUGGCGACGGCUCGUGUGCGUGAGGCAGAGAAGCGGGUUGAGGCAGCGCAGGAGACGGUGGCUGACUACCAGCAGACCAUCAAGAAGUACCGAGAGCUGACUGCCCACUUGCAGGACGUGAACCGAGAGCUCAUGAACCAGCAAGAGGCUUCUGUGGAGAGGCAGCAGCAGCCUCCCCCGGAGAUGUUUGACUUCAAGAUCAAGUUUGCCGAGACAAAGGCCCAUGCCAAGGCCAUUGAGAUGGAGCUCCGGCAGAUGGAGGUGCAUCAGGCCAACCGGCACGUCUCCCUGCUGACCUCGUUCAUGCCAGACAGCUUCUUGCGGCACGGCGGGGACCAUGACUGCGUGUUGGUGCUCCUGCUCAUCCCCAGGCUCAUCUGCAAGGCGGAGCUGAUCAGCAAGCAGGCCCAGGAGAAGUUUGAGCUGAACGAGAGCUGCGCCGAGCGUGCUGGCCUCCGGGGGGCGCCAGGGGAGCAGCUGAGUUUUGCCGCCGGCCUGGUGUACUCCCUUCUCCUGCUGCAAGCCACGCUGCACAAAUACGAGCAGGCCCUGAACAAGUGCAGCGUGGAGGUCUACAAGAAAGUGGGGAUGCUCUACCCAGAGAUGAGUGUGCACGAGCGCUCGCUGGACUUCCUCAUCGAGCUUCUGCACAAGGACCAGCUGGACGAGACGGUCAACGUGGAGCCCCUGACCAAAGCCAUCAAGUACUACCAGCAUCUGUACAGCAUCCACCUGGCUGACCAGCCUGAGGACUGCACCAUGCAGCUGGCAGACCACAUUAAGUUCAACCAGAGUGCCUUGGACUGCAUGAGCGUGGAGGUGGGGCGGCUGCGAUCCUUCCUGCAGGCCGGGCAAGAGGCCUCUGACUGGGCCAUCCUCCUGAGAGACCUGGAGACCUCCUGCAGUGACAUCCGCCAGUUCUGCAAGAAGAUCAGGCGCCGCAUGCCCGGCACCGAUGCCCCUGGCAUUCCUGCAGCCCUGGGCUUUGGCCAGCAGGUCUCGGACACACUGCUGGACUGCCGCAAGCACCUGACGUGGGUGGUGGCCGUGCUGCAGGAGGUGGCUGCUGCCGGGGCUCAGCUGAUCGCACCCCUGACGGAGAACGAGGGCCUCCAGGCCCUGAAGCUGGAGGACUUGGCUUUCAAGGCCAGCGAGCAGAUCUACGGUGUGCAGGGCAUCAACCCCCACGAGUGCCUGCGCCAGUCAUGCAGCAUCCUCAUCGCCACCAUGAACAAGAUGGCCACCGCCAUGCAGGAGGGUGAAUACGAUGCCGACAGGCCCCAGAGCAAGCCGCCUCCCCCGGUGGAGCUCCGAGCAGCUGCCUUGCGGGCGGAGAUCACAGACGCGGAAGGGCUGGGGCUGCGGCUGGAGGACCGAGAGACCGUCAUCAAGGAGCUGAAGAAGUCCCUCAAAAUCAAGGGCGAGGAGCUGAGCGAGGCCAAUGUGCGGCUGAGUCUUCUGGAAAAGAAGCUGGACAGCGCCUCCAAGGACGCCGAUGACCGGGUAGAGAAGAUCCAAGCCCGGCUGAACGAAACCCAGGCCCUGCUGAAGAAGAAAGAGAAGGAGUUUGAGGAAACCAUGGAUGCUCUCCAAGCCGACAUUGACCAGCUGGAGUCGGAGAAGAUGGAGCUGAAGCAGCGGCUCAACACCCAGUCGAAGCGCACCAUCGAAGGCCUGCGGGGGGCUCCAGCCUCCUCAGGCAUCGCUUCUGUCCUCUCGGGCAUCGCAGGAGGUGUGGGGGCUGGCCAGAUGGUGAUGGGCGGGUCAGGCCCUGUCCAAGUGAAGGACUCCCCGCUCCUCCUCCAGCAGAUUGAUGCCCUCCAGCUCUCCCUGCAGCACCUCAAGAACCAGAACAACCAGCUCAAGGGGGCUCAAAUGAGGAGGGAGCUGGCAUCGCUGCCCCCACUGCAGGUGCCCAAGCUCUCGCUGCCCAAGGACAGGCAGGCGGAGGAGGGGGCUUCGGGCUCUCUGUACCGCAAGACAAGCCAGCUGCUGGAGACCCUCUACCAGAUGAGUGCCUCCAUGAAGGUGGUGGACGUAACCCGGCAGAAGACAGCAAUCAGCCCAGCAGCCCAACUCCUAGAGCAGACGGCACGCCUGAAGUCCCUGAGUGAAACCGUUGAGAGGCUGAAGGAUGAAGUGAUGAAGAAGACAGUCCUGCAGCACCCUGGAGCCAGCGUCCCCUCCGACUUUGGCACUUUCCCAUCGGCCCCCUUCCUGAAGGCCAAAGAGGAGCAGAAGGAGGACACCGUCUUCAUUGGCAAAGUGACCUUCCCCUGCCAGCCAGGCCACGGCCAGGUGCACAAGGUGGUCCUCACUCCGGAGCAGCUGCACAAGCUCCACAUCCGCCUCAUCUCCUAAGAGAGCUUCUGCCCGGGCACCCCCCACCCCUGCCAGCCUGCUGCUGCUGCUGCCGCC
Heteronotia binoei (common prickly gecko) is the source of this 3837-nucleotide messenger RNA. RefSeq names its product dynactin subunit 1 (gene DCTN1). The transcript is spliced from 29 exons. The coding region runs from base 10 to 3780 and encodes 1256 amino acids. NCBI's taxonomy places the organism in Eukaryota, Metazoa, Chordata, Lepidosauria, Squamata, Gekkonidae. Gene Ontology annotation, biological process: establishment of mitotic spindle orientation; nuclear migration. Gene Ontology annotation, cellular component: microtubule associated complex; axon; spindle pole. The record is from RefSeq and is a predicted model, not a curated record.